Molecule: messenger RNA, 779 nt
Organism: Vitis vinifera (wine grape)
Lineage: Eukaryota; Viridiplantae; Streptophyta; Magnoliopsida; Vitales; Vitaceae
Product: probable gamma-secretase subunit PEN-2
Exons: 2
Coding region: 214-600 (128 amino acids)
Cellular component (GO): gamma-secretase complex
Source: RefSeq, a predicted model, not a curated record
AAAAGUUCUUAUGCAUUCCUUUAUGGUUUUACAACUACCCGUUUUUAUGAUUAUGCGGAAAAUGUCGUUAUGGCAGGUCAACUUAUAACAGGGCUGAUAACGUGACCAGUAUUAUAUACGUUUUGAACAAGAAGAAGAAACGGUGUCGUUUAAAAGGCUUUGGAUGUGAAGACAAAGCCGAGAGGUGGGGAGGUCUUGGGGUUGGUGGUGGCAAUGGAGACUGGCAACAACCCUAAUUCAUCCUCAGCAACUGCAAUGUCGAAUCCUGGAUGGCCCACAAUUGAUGGUCCACUAGGCCUCUCUGAGGAAGAGUCUGUGGCUUACGCUCGCAGAUUCUUUAGAUUCGGAUUCUGCCUUCUUCCUUGGCUUUGGGCCCUCAACUGCUUCUACUUCUGGCCUGUUCUUCUUCGCUCUCGUUCCUUUCCUCGCCUUCGCCCCUAUGUUGUAGGAUCUGCAGCCGGGUUCACGGUUUUCACAAUUCUUCUCUCCUCAUGGGCUCUUACAUUUAUCAUAGGAGGGAAGCAUCUCUUUGGCCAUGUUUGGGAUGAACUAGUAAUGUACAAUGUUGCUGACAAGUUAGGGUUGACAGGUUGGAGUUAGUCAUAUACCUUCCCCUGGGUCCGAAGGUCACAACACUUCCUCUCUUUACCUAUUUUAAGUGCUCAUAGAUGUAUAUUUUGUUGUUGAGAGAGAUUGAAAGACUUAGUUAUGUAAGUUACUGUUGUUCAUGGUGGAAAUUCAAAUCAGGAAAUGAAGUGUAAUUUAAAUGAUGCUGCUCA